CGGAGGGGAGGCGGCAUUGCUCUGUGGAGGCUGCGGGAUCGCUGCUCACCUGGUACCUGCCAUGAGUCUGUGCCCUGCUUAGUCCGGCCCGGAGGCCUCCGCUCAGGUACAAGAGGGGGGACAUUAUGGCGACCAGCGCCGUCCUGAGCGACAACCUCCCGACGUAUAAACUGGUGGUGGUGGGAGAUGGGGGCGUGGGCAAGAGCGCUCUCACCAUCCAGUUCUUCCAGAAGAUUUUUGUGCCCGAUUAUGACCCGACCAUAGAGGAUUCCUACCUAAAGCACACGGAGAUAGACGGACAGUGGGCUAUACUGGAUGUGCUGGAUACGGCAGGCCAGGAGGAGUUCAGCGCUAUGAGGGAGCAGUACAUGAGGACCGGCGAUGGCUUCCUAAUAGUUUACUCAGUGACGGACAAAGCCAGCUUCGAGCACGUGGACCGGUUCCACCAGCUUAUCCUCAGGGUGAAAGACAGAGAAUCCUUCCCUAUGAUCCUGGUGGCAAAUAAGGUGGAUCUGAUUCAUCUAAGGAAGGUAUCAAGUGAACAAGGAAAGGAGAUGGCAACUAAACACAAUAUCCCUUACAUUGAGACAAGUGCCAAGGAUCCGCCUCAGAAUGUGGACAAGGCGUUCCAUGAGCUUGUCAGAGUAAUUCGGCAGCAAAUCCCAGACAAAAGCCAAAAGCGGAAAAGGAACACGAAAUGGAGAGGCGACCGGGGUACGGGGGUUCACAGGCUGCAGUGCGUGGUGUUGUGACCGCCCCUUUGCCCACUCCCAGCAACCCAAGACGGGCUAAUGCCAACGGGUGACACCGUGCACUGAACCCUCUGUGCCCCAGGCCGGGGACUGCAGCACCAAUACUUGAAGUGAGGCUGAACUGCGGGGGUCUGUGCCGGCCACCGAGCCACAGAAUGUGGGCACAACCCACCCCCCCCAAACCUCAGGAUUUCCCCCAUGGCGGGGGCGGUGGUUCCAACCCAGGGGCUCACUGCCCGCACUCGGCACAUUAACCCUUUCCUGAAAUACAGGAGCAGCGGGAAGUUCUGGUCUCGUUUAGAUGUGGUACUGGGGGGGGGGGGGGUAUUGACUGUGGGUUUGGGUCUCCUCUUAUUGUUCUUGGGACAAAUUGAAAUUUUUUUUUUUUUAUUUGUUUUCACUAUGGAAAAGCUGAUGGAGUUGGGCAGAGCAGACACAGUUAACCCAUCCUGUGCUGGAGCAAGAGCAGCUCCUGAUUGGUCCAUGGCACUUUUAUAUCUUCAGUGUUAUUAGACCAAGAGCAGGACCCAUUAACCAGUCCUGUGCUGGAGAGAGAGCAGCUUUGGACUUGUCCGUGUAGCUCCUACAUCUGCACCAUUAUUACACCAAGAGCAGAACCCAUUAACCAGUCCCGUGCUGGAGAGAGAGAGCAGCUUUGGACUUGUCCGUGUAGCUCCUACAUCUGCACCAUUAUUAGACCAAGAGCAGAACCCAUUAACCAGUCCCAUGCUGGAGAGAGAGCAGUUUUGGACUUGUCCGUGUAGCUCCUACAUCUGCACCAUUAUUAGACCAAGAGCAGAACCCAUUAACCAGUCCCGUGCUGGAGAGAGAGCAACUUUGGACUUGUCCGUGUAGCUCCUACAUCUGCACCAUUAUUAGACCAAGAGCAGAACCCAUUAACCGGUCGUGUGCUGGAGAGAGUACAAGCACAGCCAACCUGUAAGCAAGUCUCAGUGGAAGAUCCCCAAUCAGCUUCCCAGUUAGGAUUUUUUGGAUCCUGCUGCUCCCUCUCAGGGAUUUAAAUGCCACUUUUUGUUUAACUCCCACAGUAAAAAGAGAAAUAAUGAGGAGUAGCCCAAGGGUCCAGAUCCAUUAGCCAUUUGCUCUGUGGCUGUUGAGCUCCUGCAGAACCGAGGCCUCUGGGCAUAAUUGCACUUUUUCUUUACUCUGCGGCGCUAAUGACAUAAGAGAUGCUGAGUAACUGCACUGAAACGCUAGCGGUACCAUCCCCUCGGCCAAUGGACUGCAGGACGUAUAACCCUUCCGUCUUACCGGGGCAGAUUAUCGGAUAAUCUGCCCCUGGAGAGAUGUGCUGGACCCACUGAGUGCAAAUACCACUGCCUUUAUUAAUAUUACAAUGUGUAGAUAUAUAGAUGGAUCUUGUGGAAGUAAAGGUUAGUGCUGUGCUGAUGAUUAACAAUUCUUGGUUACCGGACCUUGGUGUUCUAGUUCACUUUGAUUGGUCAUUAUCAUUUGGAGCAGAGCUGCCCUGCCUGUAGCCCCACAGGACACACACACAACUGAUUUAAUGGGAUUCUCAUCAUAAAAAUCCCUUUUUAUAAACUUCUGUUCAUCUGCUCUAAAGUUAUGUAUGUUUCUCUGACCCAGUGUGUACCAACUUUUCUGUGUAUUCUAAAAGUGCCAUGGUUUUGUUUA
Xenopus tropicalis (tropical clawed frog) is the source of this 2408-nucleotide messenger RNA. It is a transcript of the gene mras, whose product is annotated as muscle RAS oncogene homolog. The transcript is spliced from 6 exons. Gene Ontology annotation, molecular function: GTPase activity; GTP binding. Gene Ontology annotation, biological process: signal transduction. The coding region runs from base 126 to 752 and encodes 208 amino acids. Gene Ontology annotation, cellular component: membrane; plasma membrane. The record is from RefSeq and is a predicted model, not a curated record. NCBI's taxonomy places the organism in Eukaryota, Metazoa, Chordata, Amphibia, Anura, Pipidae.